AGUUCCGAUGACCAUGUCAAUUUGACACUUGAGAGAGUCCCAUUCAGUGCGAGACUUAAAUUUUCCUCUUGCUCGACGAUAUUGUACGCAUACCUCUCUUACGACGACGGAGAACGAUCGAGGACCGAAGGGGCUUCGUCAGUGCAGCUGCACCUUUGCGGCCCCUCGCAGAAACGCAAGUAUUGUGCUGCUAAUAUUCGCUUCAGGCUGGAAUAAUUGAGGUCGGGGUGAGACGGGGUAUGUUGCGUAAAUUUAUUAUUCCGCGACUUCGUACCACGGCUCGCCUGCGAAUAUCGAUAUUUUUAGCCCCCAGUGUUUACGUACGAGAAACGUAAGCUCUCUCCCAGUGGCGCUCGCGGCGGGAAACAUUUAAAUGGAAUUCCAGAGCGUGAAUUCUUGAGCUGUCUCUGAUGCACGUGAGUGACUUUAGAGGCAAUAUGCUUGAGCCAGACGAUGAAAAGCAGGACGUGGAGCCUACACCAUCAAGUUCAAAACAAAGCCCCCCCACAGUUCCCACAGAAUUGACUGGAAAUCAUAACACAAUAUCAAAUUUGCGGCGCAAGAGUGAUGAUCAGCAUUCUGAUGCUGAGGACGCCGAGGUCGGUGCGGUCGACUUUCCAGAUAAUGGGCCGUCGCCGGACGGUUCAAGCAGCGACGACGACGAUUCUGAAGAGCAGGACCCAAACGCCGUCAGGGUGGAGGGCACUUACGACCCUGCAGAGUUUGCGCAUCUGAGUGUGCCAGCCGAAGUUAAGGAACUGUUCAACCACAUCACUCGGUACACACCUCAGAUUACCGAGAUCGCGUUUCGACUGCGUCCUUUCAUUCCCGACUUCAUACCCGCCAUCGGAGACAUCGACGCGUUUCUGAAGGUGCCUCGCUGCGACAACGUUGAGGACAAGGCGGGUCUCGUCUUUCUGGACGAGCCGGGAGGGAAACAAAGUGACCCUGCGGUCCUCAACCUCCAACUUCGGGCAGUAGCAAAGCAAGGCACAACAAAGGAAGCGGUGGUCAAGAGAUUAGAAAACGCAGAACAAAAUAUGAGAGCUGUGGACAAGUGGAUAAGAGAUAUUCAAGAAUUGCACAGAAAUCAUCCACCUCCUUCAAUAAACUACACUAGACUGAUGCCAGAUGUUGACUCUUUGAUGCAAGAAUGGCCUCCAGAAGUAGAAAUGAUUCUACAGGAGCAAGGAUUGCCACCACCAGAUUUGGAUUGCAGCUUGGAGAAUUACAUAGAUUUAAUUUGUGGAAUUCUGGACAUCCCAGUGUACGAAUCUCGAGUGGAGUCGCUGCACGUUCUAUUCUCCGUCUUUUUGGCGGUGAAGCAGUCAAAGUACGAUCCAACAAUGUGAACAGCAAAAGUGGAAUGAAAAGUACACCCAAUACGAGAAUAAAAAGAACA
Messenger RNA from Neocloeon triangulifer, 1402 nucleotides. RefSeq names its product intraflagellar transport protein 46 homolog (gene IFT46). NCBI's taxonomy places the organism in Eukaryota, Metazoa, Arthropoda, Insecta, Ephemeroptera, Baetidae. Gene Ontology annotation, biological process: intraciliary transport; cilium assembly. The transcript has 6 exons. The coding region runs from base 411 to 1352 and encodes 313 amino acids. The record is from RefSeq and is a predicted model, not a curated record. Gene Ontology annotation, cellular component: motile cilium; centrosome; intraciliary transport particle B.